Messenger RNA from Plasmodium knowlesi strain H, 4746 nucleotides. Its product is annotated as nuclear formin-like protein MISFIT, putative. The coding region runs from base 1 to 4746 and encodes 1581 amino acids. The record is from RefSeq and is a predicted model, not a curated record. The transcript is spliced from 2 exons. NCBI's taxonomy places the organism in Eukaryota, Apicomplexa, Aconoidasida, Haemosporida, Plasmodiidae.
AUGUUGGAUCAUGAAAAUGUGAAGCUGAAAAGGAUAAACGAAAAACUCCUAUCCCUGUUGAAUAGGUACAGGUGUGCAUACCUGAUUUCUCUCGAUCUUGUAAAUUUUUACGAAGAGGUAAUCAGAAGGAGAUGCAAAGAAAAUGGAGGGAAGGAUCUUCUUGAGGGAUUGAAGAGGAGGAAGCAGUUAAAUGACACAUGGGAGGAAGAAAUGGUCAUGAGAAAGAAAUUAAAAAUGAAGUUACCCAUGAAUGAAGGGUCUAUUGAGGUGACACAGUGUGGAGGCAUCGGUCAGGGGGUAGACAGUGCGGGGAGGGUUUCCCCCCCGUUGGUAGGGAAGGAAAAUUGUAGUGAGGAGAGGUAUAGUUCGGGAGAUAUUCCCGUAGAUACAACCAACAUAGUGCCUACUUCCGUGCCCAAAGCCCCGGAAACGAUUCAUCACCAAGGGAACCAGUCCUCCCAUGCAAAAUCCAGUGCCAUCAUCCACGAAAGUAACAAAUCCAACUACGUAAAUCUGGGGGCUCUAGACUUCAGUGCAUACAAGGAAGACUCCGAAGGUUGCGUAAAAUAUUUCGAAAAGAAAAAAACACAAUUGAGCAAUGAUAAGGGGAACACAGAAUCAUGUUACGACAACUCUGGUAGACAGCUACAUCAAUCUGAAUUCAGGAGGCGGCCUCUCUUCAAUCAAUCUGUAUAUGGGUCAAAGCAGAGUGUAAUUAAAGGUGCCUUGAAUAGGGAGCUUCCCUUUAGCCAUAAAAGCAUAUACAUGGACAAGCACUCAAAAUUGCAGGGUGCCAAAAAGGAAGACAUUCUCACUAACAGGAGCGUGUAUGUUACUAGUGGGAGAGGCAUUGGAAGUGGCAUCGGGAUGAAUAACCUAUUGAGUAAAAAUAUGGGCCUUGCAAGGAAAGUUGUAAAAAAUGAACUACACAAAGGGGGAUCCAUUGCGCCGUCCCAUAGGCCAAUAACCAACUUAAAUAAAAGCGUUUAUGUAGAAACAAAAGGAGCCCAUAACAGGGACAGCCAUUUAAGCGAAGGAGUUGGUUGCAGCAACAAGGCUUCACUUUUAACUAGGGAUAACUUGAAAAAGGGGGAGAGCGCUGUGAACAAGAAGGUUGGCAUGUUGAACAGACCGAGCGGGUUUCAAAAUAGCGUCUACGUGAAGAGGAUGAAUUCUACUAUUGGUGGAAGUAGUGGAGUUGUUGGUGGUGGCCCCAUUAGCUUUUCCCCCCCUGAUGCCAGGAAGGGUGGGCCAAACAAAAGCGUGUACAUGAGAAGCAACACAUUCGCUAUUAGCAACAAAAAGAGGAAAACAAGCGAAGGGGGAGAAAAUUUCAAGUGCUCAUCAGCUAACGAUACGGUUAAAGCUGAAGGAAAAGUCACUCACUUGUACGAUGGGGUGGCGGUUCAGAGGGAAAAAAUGUCCACCGUAGGUCUUUGCAUCGAGGAGGAAAAUAACCUAGAUGAAAAUAUAAAGGAAAAUAAGAGAAAAGAAAGUCUCGACAUGGUGGUAUAUUUUCAUCAUUCAUAUGAACCAUUAACUUUGGAAAAUGUUGAGUUCCUAAUGGGCAACGAAAUUAUCGAUGGAGAGCAUGCCCGUGGUGGUAACUCACUAGGGGAUAACCAAGAGGGAGAUGUAGGAAGAGACGAUCGAGUUCACAUAAGCUCAGUAGAAAACGGCAAACGUGGAGAAUACUAUAUGAAGGAAUGUCUAGCGAGGACAGAAGGUUACUCACCUGAGGCGGAAGAGCACAACGCAGGUUUUGUAUCUUUUAAGAAGGAAACACUUUCCAAAUUGGUGCAGAAAGGUGAGGAGAAGAGUUCCAUUCACCUAGGGGAGAUAACCCCUGUUGGUGAUGACAUGGAUGGCCACUCAAAUGAAAAGAGUGCGCAUUCGGGGGAGGAAAAUUUUCGUAUGAACCAUAACUCCUUGUUGGGUAGAGAAGGAACUAUCUCGUCAGGUGAACGUGCGAAGGAAAUGGAUAAAGACCACCCUGAGGGAGGAAGAAAGAUGAAGGAGGAUAAGCCAGACAUGGAGAGAAAGAAUAAGAAGGAACCAAUGAAACCUCUUAGCCACCACAUGGGUAGUGAGGAAAUGGGCCGCCUGAACAAUGAUUCGUGUGGAGAAGAGGAAGGCGAGCCUCGCGUAAAAGGGGGAGAAGGUAUAGGUGGAAUAUUUACAGUCGUUGAAAGUGGCCAACUGGGAAGAACAAAACAGACAAGGAGUGAAAUGCCCCUAAAAUUUCAAAGCAUCAUUUUAAGCAUAAAUGACGAAAUUAAAAGGAAGUUAAAAGGAGGGAUUGAAAAAGGUGAAAUUAUGAAUGCAUCCAAAGGUGCAGAAUCAAAUACAAGUGGGAAUAUAUCUGAUUUUACGAAAUCAUUGAAGAGGAGUAUGCUGCUGUGUGAAGGAGAGAAGAAAAAUGAAGGAGUGGAGAUAGAAAGAAAUAUUAAUAACAACAGAGCGAAUCUACACAUAGAGAUUAGCACGUCUGUAGGAUACAUUUCUCUCGACAUGAUUGACCUUGAUAAAGCUAUGUACGAAGGUCUGUUCAGUUGCAAAGACAUGGAAGGUAGUUUGAUUCCAAGUGAGGAAAACGUAAAAGAUAUAGCCAUGUACGAUGAAAUUCUCAAGGAAGAAGCAAAGGGUAAUUUUAACAACAUCUCUCCAUACAGCAUAAACAAUGAGAAUAAAUUAAUGUUUAGUAGAAGGAGCCAAAUUAGUCUAUUCAAAUCGUCACAAGAGAUUAAAAAUGAAAUGAUGGAAUUUUUAGGAGUGUCCAUUUUUUAUUCUAUCAAUAUGGAGUCUCUCUUCCCAUCAGUUUCGUUAGUCAAUGAUGAAAAACUAGCAUUGUGGUUCACCAAAAGGGUUAGAGAAAAAAAUAUGAACAAGAAUGUUUUAGCCAAAUCGUACUAUAGAAAUAAUAAUCCCUUGGGUGGAAGAAUCAAAAAGAGGUUGAGUUGUAUGGGGUACUUCACCCAACCAGUAACCAUCAUGUUGUGCUCUUUGAAACGACAAAGCGAAUUUAAGAAUUUGAAGAAAAUAAUUUCCGCUGUUGUUCUCUGUACAUGUGAUUCUACUACCUUAGAAAAAAUGUUGCACACCAUACCGGAAGCGAGUAGCAAAAAUUUUUCUCUCUGGACAGAGGCCUUGCAUAGGCUGGAAAGUCAGCUGGGGCUGAAGAGGAAAAGGAGGAUAAUUCGAAAGUUGUUGCGAGCAGGCGGAGGGGAAGAUACACGGAGGGAUGACGAAAGAAAAGGAAUGGGUCUGGCGAAUCCACGUGACAGUGACCCCUACGUUGAAGAGUCUGGGUCAGAUGAGAAUGGUGAGGAUGACGACCAAACGGGAAGGAAAAAAAAACAGGAUGAUCAAUUUGAGUUGAAGACAUACGAUUUUAUGAAAGGAAUGAAUACCUACGAUGGUUGUUUAAGUGAUUCAUUUUCGUCCAAAGGGGUAGAAGAGUUAGACAAUGCAACACACACAUCCAUGUCUUCAUCCAGAGGAACCCUUAUCCAAGAGAAGCAAAAUGAAGAAAAUUUUGAAACAUAUGAAGAUGAAGAAUUCUGCCUAUUCAUAUGUACCAUCCCAAAUGUUCACAAGAGAUUUCGCUAUCUGGUGUUGAUAGAGAAUUUUCAUUUUAUUUAUGAGGAUCUCCUAAAGCAUAUUCAUAAUAAGCUAAUGAUCAUCGAGCUGAUAGCAAGUAAGCAUCUUCUUCUCAAGCAGCUCUUCUGCAACAUUUUGUUUUUGUGUAAUUGGUUAAAUGAGCCGAAAAGGUACCGGUGGUUUCAGUGGGACACAGUUGUGAAGAAGGUAGAAAUGCUUCAUGGAUAUUUAGAAAAUGGAAGAAUAUCGAGGGAUAGAUGCAUGUUGGUUCUUCUGGCGGAACACACAGGGGAGAUUUUCAGCGACAAGGAACUGCAGGAGUUGAAGAAGGUUAGCAAGUUUCACUUAAAGGACCUAUAUGAUAGAUCCAUCGAUUUUAUUAACUCUUUCCUUGAAUUGCGUGGAGAAAUGGGUACCUCGGAGUUUGCCCGCAGUUGCUGCGUGGGGGAAACGACAGGGGAGGUCAAUGCAGAGGUCGAUAUGGAGACCGAUGAGGAAAAUCUGCUUAAGGACAAAUUUCUCGAAAAGGUGCACGAGUUUGUAGAAAAAGUGUACGGGAAGAUGCUGCUAAUAAUUUCGCGCUUAGUUCUACUGAUAAAGCAAUACUUAGCACUUAUCAUAUGGUUAGGAGACAUCAGGCCAUUCUACCCUCUCUUUAGUUACGUGGAUGAAACAAGGAAGGUGAAAUACUCACAGGAUUUGUUCGUAAAUUUAGUGGCCUUCUUUGAGUCCUACAAUAAGUAUUUUAAUAUGAUACAAAAGGAUAAUGAAAUAGGUAAAAACAGCGAAAGGAAGAGACACGCACUGUUGGAUGGUGGCACGAGCGGUUGUUCUUUCCGACCGGGGUUCUAUUCGCCCACUGUCGAUGGUGCAUCUGUGCGGGUGGACAGAAAUUUGCGUGGAACGAACGGGUUAGAACAUGGCAAUGGAGGCAAGAAGGCGGUUAAUAACAUGUAUGGUGAUUCGCUUUUUGAUUCCUCCAAAGCGUUAAACACAGAGGUUAAAAAGAGAAAAUCGUUAACGAAUACCGUAGAUUACGCAUGCGAAGUGAAGCGCAAAAGCGUGGAAAAGGAAAGGAGACGCAGAUCUGUUAGGCAGACAAGUUUUGAAAAAUCGUGUGAGGAGGAAUUUCACCUGUCCGACUAG